Messenger RNA from Bombina bombina (fire-bellied toad), 1070 nucleotides. RefSeq names its product HUWE1 associated protein modifying stress responses (gene HAPSTR1). The record is from RefSeq and is a predicted model, not a curated record. Lineage: Eukaryota; Metazoa; Chordata; Amphibia; Anura; Bombinatoridae.
GUAGCAAGUACAAGCAGUUUACACUUAGUGUCAGGUCAGCAGCGUCACAGGUUCAGUUUGUUUAGAGCUAGCGGUGGGAAGACAUGGGGGUGAGGUAGUGUGGGCCCGGCUGCUUCACGACGCGGAGUGACCCCCCCGAGUCGUUAUACACAGCCGGACGGCUACCGGUAACCCGAGGCGGAGGGCUAGUAUUCCGGGGAGGCAUAAGAAUGGACGACAAAAAACAGCAGCAAGAGGAGGGCGAGGCCGAGAUCCAAGAACACGGGCCCGAGCAUUGGUUUAGCAAAUGGGAGCGGCAGUGCCUGGCAGAAGCCGAGCAGGAUGAGCCGCUGGAGGAGGAGGCCGAGCAGAGUCAGCAGAAGCUCUGGCAUCUCUUUCAGAACUCGGCUACCGCCGUGGCGCAGCUCUACAAAGACCGUGUUUGCCAGCAACAGCAGCAGGGCCUGUCACUGUGGGUGCCCUUCCAGAACGCCGCCACCGCCGUCACCAACCUUUACAAAGAAAGUGUGGAUGCACACCAGCGAAGCUUUGACUUAGGAAUUCAAAUUGGGUACCAGCGACGCAAUAAGGAUGUGUUAGCCUGGGUAAAAAAACGACGACGGACUAUUCGCAGAGAGGACUUGAUCAGCUUUCUAUGUGGAAAAACCCCUCCACGAAAUUCACGUGCUCCCCCAAGACUGACUGUUGUAUCCCCCAACAGAGCUACGCCAACUGAAACUGGCUCUUCUGUAGAAACUGAUUUACAGCCGUUCCGAGAAGCUAUAGCGCUUCAUGGUCUAAGUGGUGCAAUGGCUAGUAUAAGCGUUCGCUCAAGUACUCCAGGCUCACCAACGCAUGUUAGCGGCAGUUCCAACACUAGCCGUAGGAGAAAUGGACUCCACGAUGUGGAUUUGAACACUCUUCAUAUCAGAAGAAAUGGCCUCCACUUGGACAAUGGUGGAACUAGAAAGCGUACCUCAGCCCAGUGUGGCGACGUCAUUACAGACUCCCCAACCCACAAACGCAACCGAAUGAUAUAAUUCUACAGAAAUUGUAAAACCCAACAUGCUGCUUGAAAGCCACGAGAUCCU